Molecule: messenger RNA, 321 nt
Organism: Amoebophrya sp. A120
Lineage: Eukaryota; Dinophyceae; Syndiniales; Amoebophryaceae
Source: the annotation of a GenBank genome assembly
GCCCUCCCGCGGGAGCAGCUCGCGAGUACUAGUCUUUCGUCGCACCGAGACAUAUGAUCUCGGCGUGAAAUCUGUCGUGCCUGCUUGUGCAUCACGAAUGCAGGACCCGAGUGCCCGACCUAGCGUAUGGUCGGUGUCCACGUGCUUACUGAGUUUAGGCAGCAGCACGAACUGUUAUCGAUCGAUCUUUAAAUUAACGUCGCAGAAGAAGUAGGAGCCACAGCAAUCCUUGUUCUAUGUCGUUUUUAAGGCUAUGUUUUUCUGCAUGCCUUUUGUUGUCGAAAGUAAUUUCGAAUCAAAAAAAACAGGUACUAAGAAGAA